AUGAAAAAGAUUACCCUUUUUGACAUUCGUCUCGAUGAGGAUGUUCUCGUAAUACGUGGCGAUCCUACGGAGGCUCCGGCCGUGCAGCUGAGUGGGAGGGUUAUCUUGUCCUGCACAGAGCCGGUCAAUGUCAAGUCCCUUUCCGUCAAGCUGAAUUGUCAACAAAGGUUUCGUGUAAAUGAAAUCUUCCACGGACCUUUCGGGCCAACGAUGAAAAUGUUCAAACAUGAUGGUAUUCUUUUCUCAGACCGAAAGGUUCAGAUCGGGGAGAAGACUGUCAUCCCCGCUGGGAACCAUGAAUACCCGUUCCAAUGGCUUCUCUACGGCAAUGCACCAGAGUCUGUAGAGGGUUUCAGCGAAGCUAGCAUCCUCUGGGAUCUUCAUGCACACCUCGAGCGAAGCGUUUACCUCUCAGAUCUUCAUGCAUCCAGGCACUUCCGUGUCGUUAGGACAUUACCACAUACUGCUUUAGAGUUCUCUCAGACUAUGGCUGUCGAGAACGUCUGGGUAAAUAAGAUCGAAUACAGCGUUACUACACCAUGCAAAGCCGUCGUAUUCGGAUCUUUUAUCCCAAUCGAAAUCAAAUUGACACCUUUACUCAAAGGCUUACUAGUGAACAAAAUAUCGGUUUCUUUAAAAGAAACCUACGAAUUGAGUCCUCAUGUGGCCAAAGAAAUUAACGGAACACGGAAUAUUCUCGACGUUGAAUACCCUGGAUGGGAGGAUCCGCCGAGUGAUGAGGAUGAUGGGUCUUGGAUCCUCAACGAGAAAAUAUUUCUCCCUCAGACGCUAGCCAAAUGCCUCCAGGACUGUGAGGUUGGUAAAAUAAAGAUUCGACAUAAACUCAAAUUCGCAAUCCAACUCAAGAACCCUGAUGGCCAUAUCUCCGAGCUUCGCGCCACUCUUCCCAUCAUGCUCUUUAUCUCCCAGCAUUAUCUUGUCAACGAUCAGAACCAAGUCCCGGAAAUAACAAGCUUUGUUACCGCCGAGGAUGAGACUGCCGCACCCCCGCGGUAUGAACAACAUCAACUAGACACGUUGUACGAAGGUGUCGACUUGAAUAUGUACCUGAGUCGGACCAACUCCCCAGUCCUGCUUAGUAGAUCAGGGUCUGCAGAGAACCUUCAACAGCUACAAAGUGCUGGUCUCACACCCCUGAGCUCGCUUUCUGGAACCUCUUCCCCAAUGUUCACCCACGAUGCCUCGACGUCACGCUCUAGUAAUGUAUCGUCUAGCUAUGGUACAAGUCACCUAUCUCUUAUGACUGCACACGGCCAUGCCGACCUCGUUGCUAGGUUGCAGCGAGCUCAUCAGCGGCCAGCAGGCUCGAGUGGUAGCUUGAACGCUUUGGCGAAUAGUACGUCGUGGACCAAUCCUUCUAGUGGAAGGCAGUCUCCGAACCCUGAUUCACCAACUCUCGAAGCCCACUCACUUUCUUCGAGUCCGAAUACCGCUCUUCACAUGGCAACUAUUUCACAAGUUCCAUCCUACAGCACAGCAAUAAGAACGCCAACUCGUAAUUUGAGCUUUGAAAGUUCUCCAGCCUAUGAACGAGUCGCAAGCGGGCCCCCUAGCAGAAUUACUUCCUCAUAUAGCCUGGCUGAUAUGGCUGAAGUACCAAGUUUGUCACGUUCUUCUAGUUCAAGCGGACAUAGUGGUCGCGGUCAAGCCUCGCCUGAGGAACAUCAGAGCACUGGAGGACAGCAGCCAAAGCAAAAUACACCACCCUCUACCGGCCAGGGACAUCGUGCCCCGAAGCUAUUCGCGCCGAGAUGGAGAGGCUAG
This is a messenger RNA of Orbilia oligospora ATCC 24927, 1785 nucleotides long. RefSeq lists its product as uncharacterized. The coding region runs from base 1 to 1785 and encodes 594 amino acids. Gene Ontology annotation, biological process: ubiquitin-dependent endocytosis. Gene Ontology annotation, cellular component: cytosol; cytoplasm; plasma membrane. The record is from RefSeq and is a predicted model, not a curated record. The transcript is spliced from 6 exons. Gene Ontology annotation, molecular function: ubiquitin protein ligase binding; protein-macromolecule adaptor activity. NCBI's taxonomy places the organism in Eukaryota, Fungi, Ascomycota, Orbiliomycetes, Orbiliales, Orbiliaceae.